AUGUCGGUUCUGGCAGUUCAGAAUUUGUAUUCAGAGUCAUCCCAACGAUUCUCAACCGAAUUUGUAUGGCGGCACUGGUUGUUUGUAGACACUAAAAGAAAGUUUUCUUGUUCGUUUCAGGCCGGCUGCCUAAAAACUUCCUGGAAGCCAAGACUUGGGAGUGUGGUGCUGGGAGCUGCUCAGUUCAUCUGGCUCAGCGCUUUCAUCUCUGAGUUUGUGAAUCAGAAGGAAGUGGCAGCGUGGACCUACAACUACAGCAGAACAGCGUACUCGUGGAAAUUGUCACGGGCCUUCUGCAGGAGGCACUUCACAGACUUAGUGGCCAUCCAGAAUUGGGAAGAAAUCGAUUACCUCAAUAACAUCAUCCCGUACUUCAGCUCUUACUACUGGAUCGGGAUCCGAAAGAUCAAUAAUAAGUGGACCUGGGUGGGCACCAACAAGACUCUCACGGAGGAGGCUGAGAACUGGGCCGACAACGAGCCCAACAACAAGGGCAACAACCAGGACUGCGUGGAGAUCUACAUUAAGCGGAAGGUGGCCCCCGGCAAGUGGAAUGACGAGCCCUGCUCUAAACGAAAGCGGGCCCUGUGCUACACAGCCUCCUGCCGUGACACGUCCUGCAGCCAGCAAGGGGAGUGCAUUGAGACUAUUGAUAACUACACCUGCUCCUGCUAUCCGGGCUUCUAUGGGCCAGACUGCGCAAACGUCAAAGGAUGUGGACGGUUUGCCAUCCCACAACAUGCACUCAUGAAAUGCAGCCACCCACUGAGGGACAUCUCUUUCAACUCAUGGUGUAUCUUUUGCUGUGAUGAGGGGUACAAGCUGAAUGGAGCCAGCCGGGUGGAGUGUUUGCCUUCUGGAAUCUGGGCCGAUAACCCCCCACAGUGUAAAUCUGUGCAGUGUCAGAGCCUGGAAGCUCCUAUCCAUGCAACCAUGGACUGUGUGCACCCGCAUGCUGCCUUUGCCUAUGGCUCCAGCUGUACAUUUGAGUGCUAUCCUGGAUAUCAAGUGAGGGGCUCAGACACACUCCGCUGCACUAGCUCGGGCCAGUGGGCCAAGCCAUUGCCAACCUGUGAAGCCAUUGCCUGUGAACCUCUGGAGAGCCCCAUCCACGGGAGCAUGGACUGCUCCCCGUCCUCAGGCGUCCUGGAAUACAACAGCAGCUGUGUUUUCCACUGUGAGGAGGGCUUCACGCUGACAGGAAAUGAUGUCGUUCAGUGUGUUGACUUGGGACAGUGGACAGCCCCAGCCCCAGUCUGUGAAGCGUUGCAGUGUCCGGAGUUUUCAGUUCCAAGUAAAACCCACAUGAACUGCUCGGACCCCUUUGGUGCCUUGAGGUACCAGUCAGUCUGCAACUUUUCUUGUGAUGAAGGCUCACUCUUGGUGGGACCAAGUGCAAUAAAAUGCCUGUCUACUGGACACUGGAGCUGGGAUCCUCCGGAAUGCCAAGCUGUCACCUGCACUCCUUUGCUCAGCCCCCAGAAUGGAAUUAUGACCUGUAUCCAGCCUCAUGGAGAUUUCACAUACAAAUCCACAUGCCAGUUCACCUGUGAUGAAGGAUUUUAUCUAUCUGGACCAGAAAGAUUGGAUUGUUCUUCAUCUGGACACUGGACAGGCACCCCACCCUUGUGCGAAGCCAUCAAGUGUCCAGAAAUCUUCGCCCCAGAACAAGGCAGCCUGGAUUGCUAUCACGCUCAUGGAGAUUUCAGUGUUGGCUCCACCUGCCACUUCUCCUGUAAUGAGGACUUUGAGCUAGAGGGUUCAAGAAACGUGGAAUGCACCGUUUCUGGAGGAUGGUCAGCCUCCCCACCAACCUGCAAAGGGGUAACAUCACUUCCUAUCCCAGAGGUACAAUGUCCUGCACUCAUGAUUCCUGAACAAGGAACAAUGUCCUGCAAACACCACUUGGGGAGCUUUGGUCUGAACACAGCUUGUUACUUUGGGUGCAAAACCGGAUUUACACUUAGAGGCACCAACUCACUACGAUGCGGGCCUUCGGGACAAUGGACAGCAGUGACGCCCACGUGCAGAGCCGUCAAGUGCUCAGAACUGCACGUGGACACAGGAGUGAUGAACUGUUCCAAUCCCUGGGGAAAGUUUAGCUAUGGAUCAACCUGCACCUUCCAGUGUCCAGAGGGACAGUUGCUGAAUGGCUCUGCAAGGGCAACGUGCCAAGAGAACGGCCAAUGGUCAGCCACCAUGCCAACCUGCCAAGCAGAGCCACUGACAAUCCAGCAAGCUCUGACUUAUUUGGGUGGUGCAGUGGCUUCCACAGCCGGUCUGGCGACAGGUGGGACACUCCUGGUUCUGCUAAGAAAGCGUCUCAGAAAAAAAGAUGAUGGAAAAUCCCCCUUGAACCCUCACAGCCACCUAGGAACGUAUGGAGUCUUCACCAACGCUGCAUUCGACCCAACCCCUUGAGAGACUUGGUCUCCUGUCGCCUCAUUCAAUCUCUCAGGAUUCUGCACGCAGAUAAUCAAGUUUCCUGUCAGACUUGACCUUAACUCCUCAGCGUUUGCUGUGGUUCUCUGUAAAUAAUUGGGAAAGGACUAUGUACAUUCCCACCUCUCCACCCACUUCUUCCUGCUCCGCCCCUCAUCUUCCUCCAGUGCAGCCACAGAAACAGGAGCAAAAUUUUCUGCUGUGGUCUGUGGCUUCGACCUUGCUGUCACUGAAAACGGGACUUAGUCUAAGGCAUUGGGGCAUCUGAAUCACCCGGCAACACAGUUCUGGAGAAACAAAGAUCUGCUUUCUCUUGGGAUUGAAGAGUGCCCCUCCCUGAUGCUGGAGGGCAGACAAACCUCUGGCUUAAGGGAAUGCCUGUGUAAGAUCUCCUGGGUCUUCCAUGUUUCAUAUCUGUGAGGUUGUUUAUACUUCUGCUGCUGAGACUCUCACGGAAACUUCUAGAUGGUACCAGAGGCCACUGAAGAUUGAGAACAGAGCCAGGAUGCCACAUCUGUUUGCAGACCUCCCCUCCAAAGGCCAAUGUUUGAAUGUAUAAUUCAAUUUCCCUGCAAAGCCAUGUUCUUCAUAUUUUGUUCAAUAAGGUCUGUGUGUUUCAUGUUGUCUGUCACCAUUGUGGUCACAGUCGCAGUUGUUCAGAUAACAGCUGGACCUUCCAGUGUGCCAGCAAAUAUAUGUCAUAUGUGACCUGUCCGCAGAGAAAAAAAAUCAAAGGAGCAGAAAGGGUCUUCAUUGCAUUGCUGUUCUGCAGGAAGAAAACAGACAUGUUUUAUAUGUAAUUUAAUUCACAUAUUUAAUUAAAAAAAAGUC
Messenger RNA from Acomys russatus (golden spiny mouse), 3273 nucleotides. RefSeq names its product selectin P (gene Selp). Gene Ontology annotation, biological process: response to cytokine; heterophilic cell-cell adhesion; leukocyte tethering or rolling. The record is from RefSeq and is a predicted model, not a curated record. Gene Ontology annotation, cellular component: external side of plasma membrane; membrane. Gene Ontology annotation, molecular function: oligosaccharide binding; sialic acid binding. Lineage: Eukaryota; Metazoa; Chordata; Mammalia; Rodentia; Muridae.